CCAUGGCUUCCUCCCAGCUCCAAUUCAAUAUAGUUGUGCGUUCGUCAAUUCAAUCAUUUGAAUUUUCAACGACCCCAAUUCCUAUAAGAAUGGCCACCGCCGGAGAGAAUCUCUUACAUCCACCAGAUUUCUGAGUCUAAUCACAUAGAGAUAAACAAAUGGCUCUGUCAGGGGUGGCCAGAGCAACGGUGAAAGUGGCGGCGAUUUGCGGAUCCCUUCGGAAAGGAUCGUACAACAGAGGCCUCAUUCGAUCUGCCAUGGAGUUAAGCAGGGGAGACAUUGAAGGCGUUGAAAUCGAGGAAGUUGACAUUGCUUCUCUGCCGAUGCUCAACACGGAUCUGGAAAAACAGGGGACCUUCCCCGCUGAAGUCGAAGCUUUCCGCCGGAAAAUUCUCGAAGCCGAUAGCAUUUUGUUCGCUUCUCCGGAGUAUAACUUCUCCGUCACAGCACCACUGAAGAACGCAAUGGACUGGGGAUCGAGGCCACCGAACGUGUGGGGAGGCAAAGCAGCAGGCAUAGUGAGUGCAGGAGGGCUGCUAGGAGGAGCCAGAGGCCAAUUCCAUCUUCGCCAGAUUGGAAUAUACAUUGAUCUUCACUUCCUCAACAAGCCUGAGUUCUUCCUUAAUGCCUUUGAACCUCCUAUUAAGUUCAAUCCUGAUAAUGGCGACUUGAUUGAUGAUGAUGCCAGGCUCAGAUUGAAGCAACUCCUUCUCUCCCUCAAGGAUUUCUCCCUCCAACUUCAACCCAAAUCUUCAUUCCUUAUACAUUGAUUAUUGAUCACUCAUUUUGGCUUUUUAACUUUGAGAGUUGUGUCUCCCAAGUAAUUAGGGCCAUUCCCAUUCUUGUAUGUUAUCAGUUUGUUUGUACCUUCUGAAUAUUUCUUGCUAGGCAAUAUAGAGUUUGGGUUAAUCUGCUUCCAUGGCAUGGGUUGGGUCUGGGUCUGGGUUCUUUGACAAAUUCAAACAGUUGAGUCUAUUCAUGAUUUAUUCUUUUGAUUUUAUAUUUUUAUUAAUAUCUAUUUAUUUA
Messenger RNA from Prosopis cineraria, 1026 nucleotides. Its product is annotated as NADPH:quinone oxidoreductase-like. Bases 159 to 770 code for a protein of 203 amino acids. NCBI's taxonomy places the organism in Eukaryota, Viridiplantae, Streptophyta, Magnoliopsida, Fabales, Fabaceae. Gene Ontology annotation, cellular component: cytosol. The record is from RefSeq and is a predicted model, not a curated record. Gene Ontology annotation, molecular function: oxidoreductase activity; FMN binding. The transcript is spliced from 3 exons.